AUGGAUGGAACACGAAAGGGAAAUAAGCAGCGGACGGCCAAAAUCUCAUACUACCUACGCGCGACGGUACAGGGCGAAGGACGGGGCCCUGUACGAAACUGCUUUUGGGAUGGAUGGAUGGAAGAAAUGAACGACCUGAUGAUUGUUUCCACAAGAAUGUGGCUAUCGUCGUGA
Pseudocercospora fijiensis CIRAD86 is the source of this 174-nucleotide messenger RNA. RefSeq lists its product as uncharacterized. Bases 1 to 174 code for a protein of 57 amino acids. The transcript has 4 exons. Lineage: Eukaryota; Fungi; Ascomycota; Dothideomycetes; Mycosphaerellales; Mycosphaerellaceae. The record is from RefSeq and is a predicted model, not a curated record.